This is a messenger RNA of Dendrobium catenatum, 2778 nucleotides long. RefSeq lists its product as uncharacterized. Gene Ontology annotation, molecular function: zinc ion binding; catalytic activity; nucleic acid binding. The record is from RefSeq and is a predicted model, not a curated record. NCBI's taxonomy places the organism in Eukaryota, Viridiplantae, Streptophyta, Magnoliopsida, Asparagales, Orchidaceae. The coding region runs from base 1 to 2778 and encodes 925 amino acids. The transcript is spliced from 4 exons.
AUGGUGGCUGCGCCGGUGGAUCAUCGGCAUCUUCAGCCGGUUUCCAUGAUUGUUCCACGGUCAUCUGGUUCUCUUCGGUCCAGCGAUAGAAAAUCUAAUGCAAUAGUGAUUUGGGAAGGAGGUAAGCCGUUGAGCCGUCAAGAAACUGUUGAAGGUAAAGGAAAGAAUGUGAUAAUGGAUGAAUCGGAAGCACGAGUGGAUACGAUUGUUGAAGAUCUACCUGAUUUGAUGAAUGUUGAGUCUUCGGCUUCUCAAAAUUUGGUCUUACGAGUGAGAAAUUUUUCCGAGGUUCUUGAUGCACAGAAAGUGCGGAAUAUGGGUGAUGGAGCUAUUUCUUUGGAAACCCGAAAGGAAGAUAUUGUGAAGAACAUGGGCGAAGUUGCUGAGGCUUGGUCGAAACCAAAGCCAAUCAAGAUUACAUUUGAUAGAGACUUGAUGCAAUUCUCUGAGGACGGUGUGGCUGUAAAAUUGAACGCGGAAAGGGAAGCUGAUAAUGUUAGAGUAUUGAAAAACUCGAUUGUACUCAAAGUUCUGGGGAAUGGAGUUCCUUUCUCAGUUUGCAGUUCGGAGCUAAGAAGACAAUGGAGCCAAUAUGGUAAAUUUCAUUUGACCUCAAUUGGAUUGGAUUGGAUACUCUGUUCGUUCAAUUCGUGUGCGGUGGUUGAUGAAGUUUUGAAUGGGGGCCCAUGGUAUGUGAAUGGAUUAAUCGUUGGGAUGGAUAGGUGGACUCCUGCUUUUGAUCCAAACUCGUUCAAAGAUGGAAAUACUUUCCGAUGGAGUAAACGAGAAUUUGCUCGUGUUUGUGUGAUAAUUGAUUUAGAGAAGAAACUUUUGAAUGGUACGUGGGUUGAAGGUUCGGCUGGGAGAUUUUUCCAAAGGGUGGAAUAUGAGAAAAUUGAUCUUAUGUGCUACCAAUGUGGAAGGGUAGGCCAUGAUAAGAAGACUUGUCCAGAAAAUGUCACAAUGGUGAUUAAAGAUCAAUCGUUGAAGAGCAUGGGAUCAGAUAAUGGGCAGGACAAUUUGGUGAGACAUGACAAUGGGCAUUAUGUGACGGAUGUUCAGGUUGAAGAAGUCCAGGAGAAAGUUCAGGAUGAGUGUAACGAUAAUAAGGCAGAUGAAGUCUCUGGAAAAGAUGUUGUAACUGGUAUGUUCGAUCAAUCAACAAACCGGUUUGCUGUUUUGGUUGAGGAGAAUGAGGAAGAAUUGCUGGGACAGGCUGUUAGUAAUGACAAGGUGGUUGACAAUGGCUCGAAAUUAUUGGAACCAAUGGUAAAUUUUGAUAUGAAGUAUGGUAAUGAAGAUGUCAAGGUUAAAUUAGCCAAAGAAGUGAAGUCAUUGGGACCUGUUAAUAGUGAGAAGAAGAAGAGGAAUGGAAGGGGAGCGAGGAAGAAAGAGGCUUCCCUAUAUCUUAAGGAGAUGGUUAGAGAUGAAAAUGUUUUCUUUAUUGGGCUUAUGGAGACAAAGCUGUCUAGCAUUGGUAGAAUGGAGGUGGAUUGCCUUUUGGGCAAUGAGUGGGAUUAUUUUCACCAACCUGUUGUUGGGACUUCUGGAGGUAUUCUGGUUUUAUGGAACAUUAAGUUGGUGUCAUUUGAGGUUUGUGAAGCCUCUUCUCAGGAGAUCAUUGGUAAUCUUUCGAUUCCUAGCUUAGGAAUGUGGAAGAUUGCUACGGUUUAUGGAAGCCGUUGCAACAAGGAGAGAAGUGAUAUUUGGAAUCAAUUGGAGAGGAGCAUGGAGAAUUCUAGUCCUUCCAUUAUUGGGGGAGACUUUAAUUGUAUUCUAAACAAAGAUGAGAAGAGAGGUGGUAAGAGGUUCUUAUUUUCUAAGGGACCGAGAGAAAUGAAGAGCUUCAUGGCAAAUUCAGAUUUCCAUGACAUUGGAUUUGUUGGGCCAAGAUACACAUGGUGUAACAACAAAGAAGGUAAUUCUCGGAUAUGGGAAAGGUUAGACAGAUGUAUUUUGAACUCUUUGGCUAUGCAGAAUCUUCCUUUGGUAGUGAACAGACAUUUGGCGAGGAUGGCGUCUGAUCACUGUCCUAUUGUGAUCAAAAUGGAUGACAUAAUACAACCUAAGCCGAGAACAAUCAAAUUUGAAGAUACAUGGCGAUCUUAUCCGGCGGCUAAAAGCAUAGUUCAUCAUUCCUGGAAGAAGCAUGAUGAAGGUAAUGAGUAUGAAGUCUUACAGAAGAAGCUUAAUCGUACUUUAAAAUCCUUGUUUUUCUGGAGUAGUAAUAAAUGCAAGGAUUUGAAUGCCUUAAAGGAUAAACUGAAGAAAGAGAUCCUUGAGUUGCAAAACAAAGAAGCUUUGAGUAAUAAUUGGUCUGAUGAUGACCUGUUUGAACUUAGAAAUAAGGUUCAUCAACUUAAUAUCAUGAUGAGAAGACUUUCAACUUGGUGGAAUCAAAGGGCUAAGGCUAGGUGGCAUGAGGAUGGCAAUACAAAUUCUAAGCUUUUUCAUAAUUUUGCAACAGCCAGAAGAAAUGGGAAUCGUAUUUUCCAAGUCAAAGAUGAAGCGAAUAAGUUGCAAGUGGAUGAGUAUCAAAUUGAGAAAGUCUUCACCAAAUUCUUUGAGAAGAAAUGGGAAUAUAGGGAAUGUGAAGUCACGGGUUGGCCAUCUAUUAAGGAGAAUCAGAAGUUGAGUGCCGAAGACAUGGAGCUGUUAAAUGCUGAGUUUACUGAAAAUGAGUUACAGAGUGCGGUGUUCCAGCAAGGGAACAACAAGUCGCCUGGUGCGGAUGGCGUUACCUCUUCCUUCUACAAAAGUUAUUGGAAUAUUAUAUAG